GCUCCUCGCUGGGUGCGCGGCUGGCCGGCUGCUCCCCCUCCCUAGGCGCCCCUCACUGGUAGAGUGGUAGACUGGUAGGUCCUCCUCCCCUGCUUUCUCUCAGGUGUCAACACCCAAAAAUGAUGUUCCUCCUCCCCUGCUUUCCCUGGUUUUAGACUUUCAGGUUUUUGUCAAGUGUGAACUGUCAAGAAGUAGAACUCAAGACUGCAGCGAGUAGCGAGUAGCGACAACAUAAUGUCUUCUCCAAAUGAAGCUCCAUCUUCUGAAGAGCGAUCCUACCCGGAAGCCACGGAAGUCUACUGAUCCAGGGUGGAAGUAUGGAUUUUGGCCAGAUCUUCAAAAUAAAGAUAGAGUGGAAUGCACCCUAUGUGGUCAGGUUGUUAGUGGAGGGAUAAAGAGGUUAAAGCAACAUUUGGCAAGGGCGUAUGGAGAUGCAAAGUUAUGUCCCAAGGCUAGCAAUGGAUUAAGGAAGGAGAUGACAAGUUAUUUGGAGGCAAACAAGAGAAAAAGAUCAAUGUUUCUACAUGAUGCAUACAUGCUUGCUGAUUUGCUAGAGAAAAAAGUUGAUGAGAUUGGGAGAGACAAGGUUGUACAAGUUGUUACUGAUAAUGGUGCCAAUUACAAAGCUACAAGCAAGCUUCUAAUGGAGAGGAUUCCUACAUUAUUUUGGAGUCCAUGUGCUGCACAUUGCUUGGAUCUAAUGUUAGAGGACAUAGGAAACUUGAAGGAAUUCAAGAAACCAAUUGCACGUGCAAGGCGUGUGACAACUUUCAUAUACAGACAUGGGAGAAUCCUUGCUGCCAUGAGAGAGAAAACUGGUGGGGUUGAUCUUGUGAGGCCUGCUGCCACUCGUUUUGCCACUUCCUUUCUCACAUUGAAGAGCUUGUACAAGCACAACAAGCACAAGGAUGCUUUGAAGGCUUUAUUUGCAAGCACAAUUUGGACUGAUAACAGAUUGUCAAAGACUAGUGCUGGAUUGGAUGUGUAUAACAUUGACUUCUCCACACAGUUUUGGAAUUCAGUAGAAGAUUGCCUUAGAGCUUCAGGGCCACUACUUAUUGUACUUAGGGUGGUAGAUGGAGAUGAGAGGCCAGCUAUGCCAGAGGUCCAAGCAUUGAUGAAAUGUGUAAAGGAAAAGAUCAAUCAAAGCUUUGUUGUCCAAAGCAAGAAGAGUUUACUCAAGAAAAUCAUAACUAUAAUUGAACGACAUUGGGAGAAACAAAUGGAUCACCCAUUGUAUGGGGCUGCAAUGUAUUUGAACCCAGGAAAGCUGCAUCCUCUCAUAAGAAAUGAUGAUGAUGCUACUGUUGGUCAGCUAAGAGGUUGCUUUCUUGAUGUGCUUGCAAGAAUGGUAGAUGAUGAGGAAACUAGAGACAAGAUCAAUUCUCAAUCAAUGGAUUACGAGUUUCUUAUAGGACCAGCUUUUUCAAAUAAGAUGGCCGAAGAUAACCUACAAACUAUGACCCCACUUGAGUGGUGGCGUUCGUAUGGUGGUCGUGCUAUUGAGUUACAGAGAUUUGCUAGACGUUUGGCGAGUCUUUGUGUGUCUUCAUCAGGUUGUGAACGCAAUUGGAGUACCUUUGAAUUUAUCCAUACAAAGAAAAGAAAUCGAUUGUUGCAUAAGAGGUUGAAUUCUAUUGUCUUCAUUUCCUACAACCGAAAGAUGAAAGCUAGGUUCCAAAAACUACGCCAGAAGAAGGGGAAAAACUUUGAUCCAUUGGUUCAUGAGGACUUCAACUGGGAUAAUGAGUGGACUGAUUCUUUGCAUGUAGUCCCUGAAGGUGGGCGUGGGUGUGAGUGUGACCUUACAUGGGACCUUGUGGAUAAUGCCAUUGGAGCAUCACAAGCACUCCGUGGCCGAAACUUACCAAGAAGAGCCCAUAAUGUGUAUUCAAGAAGAAAUUCUGUUGCUGCACAAAAUAUGUCAGAGGCUGAAGAGGAAGAUGAAGAUGAAGAAGAUGUUCCACAUGAUGAUGCAGAAAUCACAGAUUGUGAAGAUGAAUUUAAUGGUGGCAAUGAUGGUGAAGAAGGGGAGGCACCCAAUAUCCCAGGAGAGUUUGAUGAUGAUUUUUGAGCGACGGGAGAGUAGCUAUUGCUAGAUUGCAUUAGCAAUUUAGCAUAUUUGCUGCAUUACUAACUGCAGCUAGUUACUAUUAAUUAUGCCAUUACAAACUAUCUAUGUGGCUAUUUCAGAUUUGGUAUUGUGCUGUUUUAAAUUUUGUGACUUGCUAUUGUUCCUUUAGAAACUACUUUGUGGCUAUUUCAGAUCCACUAUUGUGCUAUUGUGAAUUUGUGAUGAUUUCUAGUUUA
Zea mays is the source of this 2310-nucleotide messenger RNA. RefSeq lists its product as uncharacterized. The coding region runs from base 248 to 2074 and encodes 608 amino acids. Gene Ontology annotation, molecular function: DNA binding; protein dimerization activity. The transcript has 3 exons. NCBI's taxonomy places the organism in Eukaryota, Viridiplantae, Streptophyta, Magnoliopsida, Poales, Poaceae. The record is from RefSeq and is a predicted model, not a curated record.